Messenger RNA from Panicum hallii, 1624 nucleotides. RefSeq lists its product as uncharacterized. The transcript has 2 exons. Lineage: Eukaryota; Viridiplantae; Streptophyta; Magnoliopsida; Poales; Poaceae. The record is from RefSeq and is a predicted model, not a curated record. The coding region runs from base 606 to 1259 and encodes 217 amino acids.
AAAAAAACCGAAUGCUUGAACAGCAAACCCGCAAUAGCGAACGGCAACGCUACACGCAUGAAGUGUGAGAUGCGUUACGGCAGUUACAGAUGGGUCGCUUCGAGAUUCAUCCGCCGGGUCCAUUUUUCAACCGCCCUACCAACGCCUGCGACCGUCGGGAUCCGACGAGGCCGCGCCGGCCGAGCGGCGGAAAGCGCGGGCCACGACCUCACAGAAACCGGCGGUGACGUACUGACGUCUCGGCUCUUGGCACCCGGCGGACGCGAGCACGCGACACGCCACUACGCCACGGAGGAGGAGAUGGGGGAGCUGGGCCUGGUCGAAUCCGGGGUUCCGUCUUCCGUGCCAGGCCGAACAAUCCCACGCCGGCGAGCUCUCGGGCGAGGCAAUCACCAAGCACGCAAGCAACCCGCCCAAAAGACCUUGUCCUCGCACGGCUCCCUCCUCCUGCCUCCGUCCGCGCCCACGGUUUCACACUCUCGGUUCCUUCCUCGCGGAAGGCUCCGUUCCGUGCGCCACGCCCGAAGCAACCGCUCGCUCGCCCUCCUCGCCAAACCGCACAGCGCACACCCACCAAAGCCAGACCCCCCAAACCGCUCUAGCCGAUGGAGGUGGAGGCGGCGGCGGACGAGAGGGGGAAGAAGGGCGCGCCCGGCGGCGGCGUAGGCGGCGGCGGGCUCGAGUGGGAGCUCGAGCGGCAGUACGACUUCGAGCGGGAGAUGAUGCUGAUGGCCGCCGCGGCGCCGGGCGCCGGGCCGCAGCAGCAGCGGCGGCAGCGGCCUUUCACCGCCGAUCUGCUCCAGAACUGCGACCUCCCUCCUCCCGCCAAGCUCUUCGGCCCCGUCCCGACCCUGCAGAGGUUGGAGAGCGCGGCGGGGGCGGACCAGAAGGGCGACGCCGCCGGCGGCGGCGGCGGGAACAACGACAGCCUGCUUCGCGCGCUGCGCCUGUCGCAGUCGCGCGCGCGGGAGGCGGAGGAGAAGCUGGCGGCCGCGGGGGCCAGCAACGGGGAGCUCGCGGCGCUGCUGGUGCGGGACUCGGUGGCGCUGUCCGCGCACCGCCGCUGGGUCAUGAUGCUGGAGGCCGAGAACUCCCUGCUCAGAGGAGGAGGCGCGCGCCCCCGCGGCGCGGAGCCGGACCCGGACGACGACGGCGACGCGCGGCGCGGCGGCGGGGGCGUGGCCGCGUGGUGGGUCGCGCUCGCGGUCUGCGUCGGCAUCGCCGGCGUCGGGCUCGCGCUCGGCAGGCUCCUCUGCUGAAGCCGUGAGCGUCGUUCUCCCUUCUCCCGGAUUUUGUAAAAGCGGAAACCGCGGAUCGGAGGAUCAAUCAAAUCCACCACCUUAUCCAGGUUAGAACAGUUCAUUGGCAAUGAUAAGGGCGCGCAAGUUUUUCGGAAAACGGAAAAUAUUACAGCUCGGUAAGAAAUUGUGAUCGACGCUUAGGCACUCUCUUCUUCUGCUGUAAAUCGGGCAGUAAAUACUAAAUAGGAUUGGACUAGAAGCUGCCGUGUCUAUCACUGCACGCUUUCGUGAAAAGGGUAAAAGGGAAAAAUCUCAUGGUCGGAACGGGCCUUUCAGGUUGUCUACAUGCCGAUGCCUGCCUUCAGGUUCCGGCGAUUCCGCGA